Molecule: messenger RNA, 1314 nt
Organism: Mesocricetus auratus (golden hamster)
Lineage: Eukaryota; Metazoa; Chordata; Mammalia; Rodentia; Cricetidae
Product: olfactory receptor 4N5
Exons: 1
Coding region: 80-1033 (317 amino acids)
Biological process (GO): G protein-coupled receptor signaling pathway
Cellular component (GO): membrane
Molecular function (GO): olfactory receptor activity; G protein-coupled receptor activity
Source: RefSeq, a predicted model, not a curated record
GUGCACUGGUUAUGGCAGACUUUGUUCUCAUGCGGAUUUAAGGUGUGAAACGGGAGAAAAGGCAUGCAUAACACAUCACAUGUUUUACUCUAAAGAUCAGGAACUGAUGGACACCAAGAACAGCUCAGUAGUGACAGAAUUCAUCCUCCUUGGCCUGACCCAAUCUCAAGAUACUCAACUCCUGGUCUUUGCCCUACUUUCUGUCUUCUAUCUAAUCAUUCUCCCUGGAAAUUUUCUUAUCAUUUUCACCAUUAGAUGGGACCCUGGGCUCGCAGCCCCACUUUACUUCUUCCUGGGAAACCUGGCCUUUCUGGAUGCCUCCUACUCCUUCAUUGUAGCUCCUAGGAUGCUUGUGGACUUCUUCUGUGAGAAAAAAGUCAUUUCUUACAAAGGCUGCAUCACUCAGCUGUUCUUUUUGCACUUUCUUGGAGCGGGAGAAAUGUUCCUUCUUGUUGUGAUGGCCUUUGAUCGUUACAUCGCUAUAUGCCGUCCUUUGUACUACUCCACCCUCAUGAACCCUAGGGUCUGCUACGCCUUGCUGUUGGCUCUAUGGCUUGGGGGUUUCGCUCAUUCCAUUGUACAAGUGGCUCUUAUCGUGAACUUGCCCUUUUGUGGCCCAAACCAGCUGGAUAACUUUUUCUGCGAUGUCCCACAGGUCAUUAAGCUAGCCUGCACCGAUACCUUUGCAGUGGAGCUCCUGAUGGUCUCCAACAGCGGGCUGCUCACCCUCCUAUGCUUCUUGGGGCUUCUGGCCUCCUAUGCUGUUAUCCUUUACCACGUCAAAGGACAUUCUUCUGAAGGGAAAAGCAAAGCUAUCUCUACGUGCACCACCCACAUAAUCAUUGUGUUCCUCAUGUUUGGGCCAGCCAUUUUUAUCUACACCCGCCCCUUCCAGGCUCUCCAAGCUGACAAAGUUGUUUCUCUCUUUCACACAGUCAUCUUUCCUCUCAUGAAUCCUGUCAUCUACACUCUUCGCAACCAGGAAGUGAAAACGUCUAUGAGGAGGUUGUUAAAUCGCUAUGUGGUUUGCUGACUGGAUAGAAGGAAAGGAAAACAAGAAAGUGAGAAAAUGCUGUUUAAAUAAAUCAAACUGUGUGUUUAUGAAUACAUCGAAUCAGUUCCUUAGCAAAUACUGUGUUAUAUGCUGCUUUUCUAAUGCUAUUCUGGGCACAUGGAUAAGACAGGCACAAUUCUAGGUCUCCCAGGGUUAUAUUCGAGUGAUGUGUUUGAAGUCAAGCGCAACUAUUAAACUAGAAAAGCCUCACCAGAACCAGUGCUCUGGUAUUUACAGAAUAGUAUUAUGCUAGCUAUAGA